AUGGGAUUGCAUUUGCAUUUGCAUUUGCUGCAAGCUCAAUUACUUGUGUCAAUUCUGCUUAUUUUUGUUUCAAGAUCAGUUUCUACUCAAUCAAAUUUCCAAAUAGCAAAGCCCAACUGUAGGGAUCAUUGUGGAAAUGUAAGUAUUCCCUUCCCUUUCGGCACGAGGGAAGGCUGUUACUUAGACGAAACAUUCUUAGUCACUUGUAAUGAGACCCACUAUGAUCCUCCGAAACCAUUCUUGGGAGACUCAAACAUAGAUAUCACAAGCAUAUCCCUAAAGGGCCAAAUGCGUGUCAUGCAAUUCAUAGCAGAAGACUGUUAUUCUCGGGAUGGCACCAGAGUGUCAAAUAAUGAACCCUGGAUAAUAAUGCCCGAUGGAUUCACGGUCAGUAAUACUGCCAAUAAGUUCUUUGUCAUUGGCUGUGAUACUGAAGCUUAUGUAUCUGGGAGCCUAUAUAACCGGAAGUACCAGACAGGGUGCUCUUCCACGUGCAACGACGAGGAUGAUCUGGUCGAAGGCUCGUGUUUUGGUUUAGGCUGUUGCCAGAUGUCUAUCCCGAAACAGGCAUGGGAAGUUGAGGUGAAAUUGAGAAGCUUUAAUAAUUUCACAAAUGUGUCGUACUUCAAUAAUUGCAGCUAUGGUUUUCUAACUGAGGAAAGUGGAUUCACUUUCUCCGCAAGUAGUCUUUCCGACCUGAGGAAUGUGGAAGAGCUUCCAAUGGUGGUUGACUGGGCAGUUGGAGAACGAACUUGUGACGAAGCUCGAAAUGACAUUUCUAGUUAUGCAUGUAAAAGUGAGAAGUCCGAGUGUUAUGAACCCGAUAAUGGUUAUGGGUAUCGUUGUCGUUGCCAGAAAGGUUAUGAAGGAAAUCCAUACCUCGAAGAUGGCUGUAAAGACAUUGAUGAAUGUAAGGAUCAAACUCUCCAUAACUGUGCAAAGCAAUGUAAUAACACACCAGGGGGGUUUAAUUGUGUUUGCCCGAAAGGCUACCAUGGAGAUGGUAAAAAGGAUGGACGAGGUUGCAUUCGUGGUCAAUCACUUGUCUUCAAAGUUGCUACAGGGAUUUCUCUAGGAAUCACUCUUAUUGUGCUUGCUAUCUGGGGGUUAUGCUCCUGGAACCAAACAGAACCCAAUGAAGAAGAGUCGGAAUCCCUGCUUUCUGGGAAAAUGAAUGCCUUUGCAAUUGCAAAUGGUGAAGGCAGUAGCACAGCUAUUGGAUAUGAUAGCAUGAGGGAUCAUAUUAUUUUACCUAUGGGUGGUGGGAGAUAA
Molecule: messenger RNA, 1272 nt
Organism: Fraxinus pennsylvanica
Lineage: Eukaryota; Viridiplantae; Streptophyta; Magnoliopsida; Lamiales; Oleaceae
Source: the annotation of a GenBank genome assembly